AUGUUGAUCAAUCUCAGGGGAAGGAAAAGGAUCACGAACCGGAGGGCUCUGACACAAGGGACAGUAGGAAUAACAGGGAGAAGGCUGCCCGUCCGAAAAAAUCCCAUGGGAAGGGUAAGGAACUGGUGGUAUGGAAAAAGGUUCUCACCCCCCCUACGAGACAGCAGAGUAUUCAUCUGAAUUCUCCCCCCGCCCCCCAGUCCAAGAAGAAAGCGCUCCCGGAAAUGAUAAGAUUUCGGGGACGGUACAGACCGGGGACGGAAGAGAACAAGGACAGAAAAAGGUUCUCUCAAAGGGGGAGGGGAAUCCUCCUCAAGAAGCGAAGGAUAUCGAAAUGACGAUCGAGGAGGAAGCUGCAGAUGGUGACGAAAAACAAGAGGAGGAAGAAGAAGAAGAGGAGGAGGAGGACGAGGACGAGGAGAAAGACAUGGAGGAAGAGGGGAGCAAGGAGGAUGACGAGGAUGAUGAUGAGGAGCAGGAAGACGAGGAGGAAGAGGAGGAGGAAGAAGAAGGUAGGGCGGAGGAGGAAGCGAGCGAAAAGGGCAUUGAUGAAGGAAGUGAGGAGGAAGUGAGUGAAGGAAAGGAUAUAGGAAAUGUGGAAGGUACUGAGGAGGAGGAAGAGAAGGAGAAAGGAGGUAAUGAGGACAAAGAGGAGGAGAAGGGAGGGGAUAAGGAAGAGUCGGAGAAAGGAAACAGCGAUACAGUCAAAGGGAAAGAGGUAGAGUUAGUGUCCCGCUCAUCUCCUAAGGCAGGAAGUACCCACAUAACAGAAUAAGAUCUUCAAAAACAGGCGGUAUUAAACCUGAAGGCCCUUAAGGAUGACACCUAGAGGCUUGUAAGGGGGAGCGAUCCGCCAGAGAAGGGUUCCCCAGGCGCAGACGGUCAUGUCAAACAAAUAAGAUUAGAAGAC
This is a messenger RNA of Chara braunii, 910 nucleotides long. The record is from the annotation of a GenBank genome assembly. Lineage: Eukaryota; Viridiplantae; Streptophyta; Charophyceae; Charales; Characeae.